Molecule: messenger RNA, 1492 nt
Organism: Haliotis rubra (blacklip abalone)
Lineage: Eukaryota; Metazoa; Mollusca; Gastropoda; Lepetellida; Haliotidae
Exons: 11
Coding region: 19-1236 (405 amino acids)
Source: RefSeq, a predicted model, not a curated record
AAGAUCUUCCCAAAUGGAAUGCAGUGGCUUUAUAACAAGACACAGUAUCCCGUCGUGGCCCACAGUAUGUACUGGUCAAGCAACACAACUUACGCCAGGGCUAAUGGGGGAAGUUAUGACUUCCUGAUCGAUUGUCACAAGGCUUUACCUCUGGAAGAGAGAUUUUGGGAUGAUCUGCUCGCUGAGUCAAGGGAUUGGGGUCUGUUUGUCUACGAACAGGAUUACCUCAAUGAAGAAUUUGAACAAAUACAAAAGCUCCUGACUGACAUUGACCUUGGCCGCCAAUGGUUGACUCAGAUGGGGAAUGGGGCUGCCAAGAACGGACUGACCAUCCAGUACUGCAUGUCCUACCCGCGACAUAUGCUACAGUCUCUGGAAAUACCUGUCGUCACACAGGCUCGUGCAAGCCAUGACAACGUACCAGGCACCGACAACUGGAAGAUCGGUGUGACGUCACUAUUUGCAUGGGCAAUUGGCAUUGCACCCUUCAAGGAUAUUUUCUGGACGACCAGCGUUCAGCCUGGAAAUACUUACAAAUCCUCGGAUCCAUACACGCCCCUUAAUGCUGUGGUUGCAACCUUAAGCACAGGACCAGUGGGAAUCGGUGACAUGCUUGGGGGCACAAACAAGACACUCGUCAUGAAAUCUGUAAAUACUGACGGUCUGAUCCUGAAACCAUCUCGACCGGCGACUUCAAUUGACAACAGAAUACGGAGGAUGGCUUGGUCAGACUUUGAGGGUCCUGAUGGGGAGGUAUGGUCCACGUAUUCAGAUUUUGGUGGAAAGAACAAGUACGGUAUCAUCCUCGCUGCAGAUCUUCAGGGAAACUACACCAUGACACCUUGCAUGGCUGGAUAUCAAGGGUUUCCGAACUCCAUGGUUUUCCCAGCCAGCAAUCCCAACAAGAUCCAACCAUUGACAGACCCCCAGCCUUUGACAAUGAGUGGCUGUACCAUGGCUGACUUCUGUCUCUUCUAUGUAUCACCUGUACUGAACAUCAAUGGUAAACAAGUUCUGAUUCAGGGUGAGUUAGACAAGUGGGUGCCGAUGUCACCCCAGAGAGUUACGGCCAUCAACAUUGCCGAUGGUAUCACCAUCAGCCUCACUGGAGCUGCCCACGAAAUUGUCUCCUUCUGGUUCAACGUGGAUGGUAAAUCCUCACCUGUGACCUGUACCCUCGGAGCAGCAGGACUGGCCACCCUCAGUUUCCCAGCAGGCACAUGUCGUGGUGUUUAAUCAAUAUGAUACAUGUGUGAGAAUAUUUUACAUGCAUCUAUUAUCUAAUCCAUGUGUCUAGUUUUAAAGAAGUAUCUUCAUAUUAGAUAGAUACUGUUUAGUCUAUAUCACUAACAUCACAGUUACUACACAUAGAUGAACAUACGCAAAUACGGUCAUACUGUAUUUGCAUUUGUUUCAAUAGUGUAAAAUGUGACUUUUGGUCCAGUGAAUGAACGAUUAUACAUGUGCCUAAAUAUAAGUUCCUCUCUUGAGU